Molecule: messenger RNA, 1499 nt
Organism: Ruditapes philippinarum (Manila clam)
Lineage: Eukaryota; Metazoa; Mollusca; Bivalvia; Venerida; Veneridae
Product: protein FAM221A-like
Exons: 4
Coding region: 212-643 (143 amino acids)
Source: RefSeq, a predicted model, not a curated record
CUGUCUUUCGGUAAGAAUGUUUCAAUAUCUGAGAUGGGUUAAGUCUCGUAGGGUAAAGUUAUAUAUGGAUUGUUGUAUUACAUUUAGUACUAUAAAUAGACCAUUUAUGACGCGUUUCCAAUUCGCUCGUAUCGAUCUAUAUCUAAAGUAAGCCAGUAGUAAAAUCGUACUGAUUUAAACGCGUGGGAAGUUUGAUAACUACAACAAGAAGAUGACGAGUCAACUAUAUAAAAGUAAUGGUAUAUACACCAGUUAUACCAGCACUACUGGCAGAGAUUGUAGAACAAUGGAACCAGGGACACAGUGCUUUUGUCAGCAUGUAUAUAAGGAUCACAAGACCGACUUUGAAUUUAUUCCGAAAGAACGUCCAAUUAGAUUGCCUUGCCGUGCCCCUGGUUGUAAAUGUGCCAGUUAUUACUAUGUACCGGCAAAGUGCUGUUCAGCCAUAAAGUGUCAUUGUAAACACGCCCCAGAAGAACAUGAAGAAUUUGGAAACUUUGUUUGUAAAAGAGCUGAGUGCAAUAAAUGCACUGGGUUCACAAGUUCGUUAUUGUGCGGAUGUGGAGUACCCAUUUGUGAACACAGAAUGACUGUUGAAACAGGCGACGAACGAGAAAACCGACGAAAAGCCCGCAAACAUUAAUCGUAAGCUAGUGUCCGUUUCUACGCUCCCAGCUGCUUAGUAAAUACCGGGAAUUCCCUUUAUUCGUGGGCUUUUUGUCACACAGAACAUUUUUGGGGUUCUUAAAUUCGCCGACUGUCUAUUUUUCCAAAAGGUAAAAUGUAAAUAAUGUGAUGCAAAAUAAUCUAACAGCAGACGAAAUGAAAUGUCGUUGGAUCUUGAAUUCCUUGGUGGACGUAUCCACGACAACCACGAAAAUAAGUGUCCCACGAAUAAUGAUAAUUUUGCAAUACAUCAGUGUUGUGUGAAAGUGGAACAUUCGAUUGAUGCACAGGAGAGUAAAAAACUGAAAACUAAACUAAAAUUAAGAUGACUAAAUCAUACAAAAAUUACCAAAGCUUGGAGAUGUUCUUCGUUUUAUAUUCUUUCAAAAAUGUACGUCUGGUCUCACAAUUUCUCCGCAAAGAAAGUCUAACCCAAAUGUGGAAUUACAUGUAAUUGCAAAUGGUAUGAUAAAUAAUUCUGGUUAUGACAUAGAUACAUCAUGUCAAGUAUUUGACAGAUUCUUCGUUCUAUGCAUUCUAAAAUUAUAAUUAUAAUACAUGUAAAAUACGUUGAUUUCUGUUAAGGAGUAUAUAACUUGCUUUAAUUUGUGAACGAUACUGGGCAAGGACAUUUUGCAAGUGUUACGAGAAAGACCUGUAUUUUUCUUUUGAUUAUUACAUCGACAUUGGUGAGACCUGUCAAUAAAAUUAGAUCCAAUAGGAUAAAAUCAUAAUGAAACAACGAUGUUGACAUUCGUGUUGUUAUAUUGUUAUGAAAUUUUAUAAUCCUUGAUGGUCAAUGUAUCAGGUGAUGAAAGGGUAAUCAUUGAUUA